AAAAACUCAUUUUAUUUUCUCCUUUUUACUCAUUAUUUUAAUAAUAAUAAAAUCAUUCUAAUAUUGUCCUCAAAACUAACUUCAACUCAAAUUAGUAGUGGUUAGAUUAGAUAGUCAUUUUCAAUCAAAUGAACGUCAAGAACUUGGAAUCUCAAUUACUGUUUUUGGAAAAUAGCAUUACUGAAAAUUAAAUAUCCCUAUUUACUUAUAUAAGAAUAUUUUGAAAUUGGUAUUCUUUUUAUUUCAUAUUAGAUGACGUUGGAAAGUAAAAUUUUUGUUACAAAAAUAAAUUUCGUUUUAGAAUUGUAAUGCAAAAUUUAUUAAUUUAUCUAUUAUAUGAUUCUCUAUAUUUUCUAAUUUAUUUUUAUAUUAGUUUAAAUAUGAUUAGGUGUAUAGUUAAUGAUAUUGUUACUUCCGGUGCUAAGCCUCUCUUCUUCCUAGAUUACUUUGCUACUAGUCGUCUCCAUGUAGACCUUGCAGAGAAGGUUAUUAAAGGGGGGCAAUCAGACUGUGCUCUCUUAGGAGGAGAGACUGCGGAGAUGCCAGACUUUUACGCAGGGGGAGAGUAUGAUCUCAGUGGGUUUGCAGUUGGGAUAGUGAAGAAAGAUUCUGUUAUGAACGGGAAGAACAUAGUUGAUAUAUUGGUUGGCAUUUUGGUGGAGAAAAGUAGCAGUCAAGUGGUUUCUAUAACCGUUUACAAGGAAGAAUGUCUGGCAGACGAUCUCGCGACAACUCAAGCCAGAGUACAAGGUGUUAGAGAUGACAGAAGAGGAACUUCAAGAAAAGCUCGUUGGAGUGUUGGAAACACAAAAAUCUUUGGUCGGUCAUUGAUGAUAUAUGGAGAGAAGGAGAUUGGACCGAAUCAAGCAUGUUUUCUUCUACCUUGCUAUCAAAAUGAUGUUGGGUAAACUGUACUCCUAUUACUGGGCUGCAGAAAGAAUACCAAGGCCGAUUUAUUACCGAUAGAGCGAGCAUCCGAGAUGUUGCAGAUGGAUAAAUUAUACCACAAUGUGAUGGAUAUUCACAGUAUGACAAGGCUAGAGACACUCUCAACGGCAUUCAAUGUACUACUGAAACUACAUCUUCAUCUCUAGGCAAAUUGAUACACUUGGAAAGACUUAAUAUAACAAGUAGUUCUAUGAAGAAAGAUUUGUUUUGGACUGCGUUCAUCUCAAGCAAGUGAAGUUGGCUAUGUUCUAUAUAUAUAUGCUAAGGUUACUUGUUGAACAACA
Brassica rapa (field mustard) is the source of this 1232-nucleotide messenger RNA. Its product is annotated as phosphoribosylformylglycinamidine cyclo-ligase. Lineage: Eukaryota; Viridiplantae; Streptophyta; Magnoliopsida; Brassicales; Brassicaceae. Gene Ontology annotation, molecular function: phosphoribosylamine-glycine ligase activity; phosphoribosylformylglycinamidine cyclo-ligase activity. Gene Ontology annotation, cellular component: cytosol. Gene Ontology annotation, biological process: 'de novo' IMP biosynthetic process; adenine biosynthetic process. The record is from RefSeq and is a predicted model, not a curated record.